GCUCUCUAUCGGCCGUUAGCGUCGGAGCGACGACCAGUGCGCGAUAAGGACCGCGGAGGCCGCCCCUCUCGCGCCUCCGAAAUCCGCCCCUCGCCCCCUCGGUUCGGUCGAUCGGCCCGCGAUCGCGGUUCCCAUCGCUCCGCGAAACCUCGUCGCGACGUCUUGCGGGUUCCGUUUUGGUUCCGUGCCGCGGUUGUCCGAUCGUAAAGCCUUUUUGUCCCGGAGGGACGAUCGCCUGGAUCGCCGCGGUCCGCGCGUAUUUUGUGCUCGUAUAUCGAUCUCACCUCCCGCAUAAAAUUCCUGGAAAACGAUCCGACGCUGUUCGACCUCCUUGUUAAGUGGAAAGUGAAGUGGAGACGGAGUGUUAGGGGUUCCUUUCGGUCGCUUAUCUGUGUCUCUCGGUUAGCCGCGAGUGGAACGCCUGAAAACGCACUGGGAUCUGCAGGGGACUGCGGGUGAUGACCUCGAGGAAUCCGGGACCAUGUAGGUAGUUAUCUCCGAAAGCAGCUCGCUGCCGCCGUCGUCUCAUCUCACCGCCUCAAAUGCGGCUCUAAAUUGUUACAUCGCACCCCUGAAUUACCCGGCGGGCAUGGAGCGCAGGGAUAUCAUCCUGACGGCUGUUUUUGGAACGGUGGGAGCUGUCGGGGUGUUAGUCGCCCUCGGAUUAGCUGCCUGGCUCUACCUUCGCGCCAGGAGGUCAAAACAACGAGAGGACGACCUGGAGGAGCAGAACGAGAACUGCGAGGGCGCUGGCAGCAGUCAACAGCAGCAGCAGCCUGCCAAGAAGAACGGAUUCCUCAACCUGAAGACGCCCCUGAUCAGCACUAAGGCUCUGGGAGCGCAGUUAGAGACCACCGGAAGUCCCGGAAGCAAAUCGCCGGCCAGUGGCAGCGGUGGUCCAGCCGCUGGAGGACCAGGACCCGGUGGAGAACCCCGCACCCCUACCGCAGGACCGCAGAACAAACAGCUGCAGAACGUCAAGGGAGGAGAACACCCCUCGAAGGCCUUCCUCCACAACAGAUCCAUUUCGCUGGUGGACAUGUACAUCGACAACAGCGAGCCCAGCGAGAACGUCGGGCAGAUUCACUUCAGCCUCGAGUACGACUUCCAGAACACCACGCUCAUCCUGCGCAUCAUGCAGGGCAAGGACCUUCCGGCGAAAGAUCUGUCCGGGACCUCCGACCCCUACGUCAGGGUGACGCUCCUCCCGGACAAGAAACACCGUCUCGAGACGAAGAUCAAGAGACGGACGCUGAACCCGAGAUGGAACGAGACCUUCUACUUCGAAGGUUUCCCGAUAGUGAAGCUGCAGAGCAGGGUCCUGCACCUGCACGUCUUCGACUACGAUCGAUUCUCCAGAGACGACUCCAUCGGGGAAAUAUUUUUACCACUGUGCCAGGUCGACUUUUCGGAGAAGCCGUCGUUUUGGAAGGCUCUUAAACCACCGGCCAAGGAUAAAUGCGGGGAACUGUUGUGCUCCCUGUGCUACCAUCCCAGCAAUUCCGUGCUGACGAUCACGCUCUUGAAGGCCAGGAACCUCAAAGCCAAAGACAUCAACGGGAAGUCGGAUCCAUACGUGAAGGUAUGGCUGCAGUUCGGCGACAAGCGGGUGGAGAAGCGCAAGACGCCGAUCUUCAAGUGCACCCUGAACCCGGUGUUCAACGAGGCGUUCUCCUUCAACGUGCCCUGGGAGAAGAUCAGGGAGUGCUCCCUCGACGUGAUGGUGAUGGACUUCGACAACAUCGGGAGGAACGAGCUGAUCGGGCGCAUCCAGCUUGCAGGGAAGAACGGCAGCGGAGCCAGCGAGACGAAGCACUGGCAGGACAUGAUCACGAAACCGAGGCAAACCAUCGUCCAGUGGCAUCGUCUGAAGCCCGAAUAAGGAGUCCGCGGCCAUUUCUUGCCGAAUUUCCCUGCUUCGGAAGGAACCUCGGUCGGGACGAUCCCGUGCUCGAGCCCGCUAAGGAACGAGAGUAACCAAGUUACCGCUUUCCAGGGGACUGACAUAGGGAAAAGGAGGCGGAUGUUGGUCCGUUUUGCGGAGCUCGUUUCAUCCGGCUCCCCAUCUUCCAGCCGCGCCCUUUUCCGACCCGGACCCCCGAAAAGUCGGAGGGCGGCGCUUCUACGCGACUCUUAGACGGUGGAACCGUGUCACCUAGCUCGCAUAGGCUCAGUUACGUGUAAAUACAUGCGUAUCGCGUGUAUAAAGCGCCCCGAGGGUGAGCGCACGCGUGGAGGACCUGGGAGGGUGCAGCGCGGCGGUCGUUGCACGCGUACCUAGAGUAUCCGAUGCAUCCCCUGCAAUUUCAAGACCAUUCGUACCAAUGGAGGGAGGGGCGACGAUCUAUCCGGUGCCGAUCGAAAAUACCUGCUUUUUGGAAAGUGCAUUUCCGGAACCGCCGUGCGGUAUCCGGAACGCGUCCGGGACGCGACGGGAUGCUUUCAGCUCAAAUCACUUGAAUUAGAAAAUCGUAUCUUCGCUCUUGUGCCAAUUUCGAAGUAUUUCGCAAGUAUCCUCGACGCCAGGAGUCGCAGGAAACGCCGUAAAAGAAAUUGCCAUCACUGAGAAAAAAAAAGAGCACGUUGGUUGACUCGAAGAAAUACGCGUCGCUACGACAGUCCUCCGAUUAUACACCCUCCUCCCUGAAUUUACGCGGUAAAUGAUAACACUUGUUUGGAAUAUUUUUUUCUUUUGUACCGACAGACUUUACGCACCGGGAUUUUCAGUCGCGUAAGACGAAUCCACGUGGAAGGGAUACUCCGCGUAAAUUGAGGGACGGGGGUAUCUCGAAAGAAAUGUCAGGAAGAUUAAGAAAAUUCGUUUAUAUUUACGAUAUCAUUUUUCUUCUCGACGGAGUAAUUGUUUCUUAGAAUUAUAUUCAAGCAACAGUAUAUAUAUUUGUUUCCGGAGUACUAAUCGUUUUUCUCAGUGCACCCAAUGGACAAUAUCGUUAACUUGUGCACGGCUGCGCUCACCCUGGGCUUACUCGUUCCCGUAUAAUCCUGACGAUUUCAACGUUGAUCAGGUUCAUCGACACAACGAACCGUCUGUUUCACGCUCGGAGGAUGGACUCGUCCCGAUGAGUCGACGCGCGCGUCCUUUCCCUUACUCUGGCACAAACCUCCGGAUUUCGUGCGAUGCCCACCACCUCGGGUCGAUACACAUUGGCACGACAAUACUCGACCGCGAGAACGAGUAGACGGCUCGAUCGCGUCGACGUCGCGGAUGCUCGUCCUCGCGAGAGAACGAUUAAUUAGCCUUGUAUAAAAAUGAACGCCGCGCAAGGAUCGGUUAACGUGUUAAUUUCUCAAACACCCUGAAAUCAUUUGUCCGAGCCUCGCUUUGAAUUUUCAAUUUUUACCUUUGUUUUCACGAACGUCAUCGAGGAACUUCUAAAACCCGAUUCUCGAGGUCAAGCGGAGUUUUUCCCGUGAAAAAUAUUAUUGCACCAUGAAGUCAACAUUUGAAAGUCGUAUGCGAAACUGUCAAUUUCGCAUGGGAUUUCGUGUACGAUUUUCAACUGUUCUACGACGACGCGACAAUGCCAGUCUGUUUGUAUCCGAAGGAAAGCCGUAUAACUCGAGAAUUCAGUCCUAGGUGGCGCUGCGAGCAUCUCGCGAGCGAGACGCGAGUCGUAGGAUUUCGGCGAGCAAAGUUUCCGAGCACUGUGGAGCGCCGAGGAAGCGCGAGAUUCUCGAAUUUACUACGAGGAUCUACUAAUCGCUGCGACUUUCCCUUCGCGUUGUCGGCACUUUAGCAAACAGCAUACUUCCCUCGCGAAGAUUUCAAUCGAUUUGGGCCGGUCUCGGGGCUAACUUAUCUUGAGCGAUUUUUAUUUCGGAGCAGAACGUUAAGGUGUCGCGAAGGCGUCACAUAUGUACAUCGAACAGUGAAAAUAUCGAUGAUACUUAUCCCCAAACGGGAUGCACCGAUUAAUUUGAAAAUUCAACACCUGAUUACGGAGGUCAUCAAACUCGGGCAAUAUUAUUUUUCGAAAGAUGAAAAUCCUUUGCACCUUGUCUGGGAUAAGGACAAGAUUUUCUUUCAAAUCAAAUCUUGCGAAUUUCAAGACCUCCGAUGGGACCUCCAUGAUCAGGUGUUAAAGUUGCAAAUUAUUCGGUGCACCCUGAUUGGAGGAAAGUCUUAUAAAUAUUUUGAUGUUCUGAUAUAUACAGAAUGCCACUUUCGUAACACCUUAAGCCGGUGGAGGCUGUUCCAAGGAUGGACCGAAUUAAAAGAGGCGAGGCAGCCGUUAGGAGAAGGUCGGAGAAAAGCUCUUUCCCUCCGCCGACUUGAGCGCCGGCCGGCCGGACACCGAACUGACAAGAACGAAUCACUGGAACAUAAACAUUUGAUUAUUACCUAGCAAUCGAUAAAGGAAAGCAUAUUUUUGACGGAACUUUUAUAUUGAAGAGGAUUUUUGGGGAAUUUCAAAUAAUAAAUUGUGAUCGGUGUACCUUA
Molecule: messenger RNA, 4462 nt
Organism: Orussus abietinus
Lineage: Eukaryota; Metazoa; Arthropoda; Insecta; Hymenoptera; Orussidae
Gene: Syt7
Product: synaptotagmin-7
Exons: 11
Coding region: 590-1882 (430 amino acids)
Biological process (GO): calcium-ion regulated exocytosis; regulation of calcium ion-dependent exocytosis; cellular response to calcium ion
Cellular component (GO): axon; synapse; membrane
Molecular function (GO): SNARE binding; calcium-dependent phospholipid binding; clathrin binding
Source: RefSeq, a predicted model, not a curated record